AUGACUGUCGCCGAGCCAUCCUUCAUCAAUGAAUUCGACCUUCGAACGAGUUCUCUCGGUGCCUCCGAGCAAGCGGAUCGAGUCUCAAAUAUCACGUCCAUGGUCCACAUCGGCAGUAUUCCUGGUGCCUUGAUUGCCUUUGUCCUCUGCGAAAGAAUUGGAAUGCUUUGGUCCAUGCGCCAACUAUGUGCCCUGUGGCUAGCGGGUGUAAUCAUCAUGAUCACUGCGGGUGGAAGGCUAUGUCGGAUAUAUGGUGGACGGUUUGUCAUGGGACUUGGUAUUGGGCAGGCUGGUAUCGUUGCUCCUACAUAUUUAGCGGAGAUUGCUCCUCGCAAUGUGAGGGGAUUCUUGGUCUGUUUGUUUGGUAUGUCAGAGUACAUCGGGAUAAUGAUAGGGUACUUCUCGGCGUGGGGCGCUUCGUUGCAUAUCUCCAACAGCAGUGCAAAACAGUGGAUCAUACCGCAGAGCAUACAAAUCAUUGUUGCCGGGGCUCUACUCCUGCUCUCCCAUCUAUGCGAAGAAAGCCCUCGGUAUCUGUGUAAGGUCGGGCAUGACGAAAAAGCGAGAACAUCGCUGGAAAAACUAUGGGGUCUACCUGGCGAACACGAGUUGAUUUCGUCGGAAAUGGAUACUAUCCAACGUCAGCUGCAUAUUGAACAGGAGCAAUCGAAUGGUCUAUCCUGGCUCAGUGCCCUGCGGGAAUUGUUUCUCGUGGCAGCUAACCAAAAGCGACUGCUUUUUGUCAUAUCAGAGCAGCUUGUGAGCCAAUGGUCCGGAGCAAAUUCGAUUACCACAUAUGCUCCUGGGCUAUUCGCCCUGCUUGGCUUGACGGGCCAGUCUGAAAAACUAUUCACGACCGCAAUACUGGGAGCCGUCAAGUUGGUUGCCUCUCUCCUUUGCGCCAUCUUUUUGAUUGACCACAUCGGACGCAAGCGAUCCUUAGUCUCCGGCAUUCUGAUCCAGCAAGUUUCCAUGCUGUACGUCGCCAUCUAUCUCACCAUGGAGUCAUUCUCCGCCGAUGCAGAGUCAGCUUCCAUGAAGCGAGCAGCCAUUGGAGCAAUCGUCUUCAUUUAUUUCACAGGCGUGGGCUGGGCCAUGGGGUUUAACGCAAUCCAAUACCUGAUUAAUGCCGAGGUGUUUCCACUCCGAGUUCGAGCCAUCGGGACCAGUCUUUUGAUGUGUUUUCACUAUGCCAACCGGUAUGGUUUGUCCAAGGCUGUCCCGUCUAUGUUACUUGAAGAUGCACUUCAACCGAAAGGGACUUUUUGGUUCUUUUCGGUCUUGACGUUCUUGGGCCUCUUGUGGACAUUGCUGUUCCUGCCAGAAACGGCGGGGCGGAACCUUGAGGAAACAAACGAGCUGUUUGUGUAG
Molecule: messenger RNA, 1371 nt
Organism: Aspergillus chevalieri
Lineage: Eukaryota; Fungi; Ascomycota; Eurotiomycetes; Eurotiales; Aspergillaceae
Exons: 4
Coding region: 1-1371 (456 amino acids)
Biological process (GO): carbohydrate transport; transmembrane transport
Cellular component (GO): membrane
Molecular function (GO): carbohydrate:proton symporter activity
Source: RefSeq, a predicted model, not a curated record